UGCCUACCUUAAGGAGUGCGCUACCACCAUGGAGUUCUCCGGACGUUGCCUGUUGCCCCUCCAGAAGACCCAUGUGAGAUACACCGGAGUUGGGCUCCUCAUCUACCUCGCCUGUCUCUACGAUCCUGCGGCUUCUCAGCGGGUUCCUCUCCAGCUGGUGGGUGGACCACACCGCUGCGCCGGUAGAGUUGAAGUGUUUUACGGCAACAGAUGGGGAACCGUGUGUGGAAACCAGUGGGGCUUAAAGGAGGCCGAAGUUGUGUGCCGCCAGAUGCGCUGUGGACAAGCCCUCUCGGCCUCCACACCUGGUCAGGUUGAGGCCGGCACUGGACCCGUCUGGCUCUCCGACGUCAACUGCACGGGGACGGAAAUCGCGCUCUCCCACUGCAGAGUGAAGGUGGAGGAAAAGAGCAACUGCGACCACGGUGACGAUGUCGGCGUGACGUGCUCAGACCCAUCCGGCCACCCGCCAGACCAUCCUCCUCAUGCCCCAGCACUCCGCCUCGCGAACGGUCCGAACCGCUGCUCCGGGAGAGUCGAGCUGCUGCACGAGAACCAGUGGGGAACCGUGUGCGACGACGACUGGGGCUUUCUGGAGGCCCAAGUGGUGUGUCGGCAGCUGAGCUGCGGGACGCCAAUCGCGGCGCCGGGCUCGGCUCACUUCGGCAAGGGAUCCGGCCGCGUCUGGCUGGACAAUGUCCAGUGCGCUGGGACGGAAGGUUCCCUCUCUGAGUGCCAGGCCAGGCCUUGGGGCGUGCACAACUGUGACCACGGAGAAGACGCUGGGGUUGUGUGCACUGACGCAGCCACCCAAGCGUUGCCUGAGUUGCGCCUGCAGAACGGCUCGGGGCGAUGCUCGGGGAGAGUGGAGGUGCUUCACGACUACCUCUGGGGAACGGUGUGUGACGACAACUGGGGUCUACGCGAGGCCGCCGUGGUGUGCCGGCAACUGGGUUGCGGGGCGGCGGUCUCGGCGCCCGGCUUGGCGCACUUCGGACAAGGGUCUGGCCGCGUCUGGCUGGACGACGUGAACUGCACGGGGGCAGAAACUGCCCUUUCUCAAUGCCCGGCCAGGCGCUGGGGGUCCAACGACUGCGACCACCGGGAGGACGCUGGUGUGGUGUGCUCAGAGUUGGACGCUUCGGGGCAAUCAACGCUCAGGCUGGUAAAUGGAUCCACCAACUGCACCGGGCGAGUCGAGGUUCUUCACGACCAGCGAUGGGGAACCAUAUGCGAUGACACCUGGGACCUAAACGAUGCCUCGGUCGUGUGCAAGGAGCUGGGGUGUGGCAUGGCUCUGUCAGCCUUGGAAUCCGCCCAUUUUGGGAAAGGAUUAGGCCCCAUUUGGCUGGACAGCGUCCACUGCAGAGGAACCGAAUCCACCUUUGCAGAGUGCAACCUGAGAGGCUGGGGAGAACAUAAUUGCGGCCAUGAAGAAGACGCCGGUGUGGUGUGCUCAGGCUUGCAACAGCUGCGGCUGCAGGACGGCCCAAGCUCCUGCGCGGGGCGCGUGGAGGUCCUCUACAACGCGACGUGGUAUGGAGUGUGUGACACCAGCUGGAGCUUGCUGGAAGCAGACGUGGUCUGCAGGCAGCUGGGCUGUGGACCAGCACGGUCUGCACCCGUUGGGGACCAGUUUGGUCGGGACAAAGGCCUGGCCUUGCUGGAAGGGCUGAACUGCCGGGGCCCAGAGCCUUUCCUCCUGGCCUGCCAGCAGAACAAGGUGGAGCUGGGGCUCUGUCACCACGGCUCUGCAGCUGGCGUGGUGUGUGCUGAGCUGAUAGGUGAGUUCUUCUGCACCCUUUGUGGAGCACCGGCACUGCUCCGCUCGCACCAGUGGUCAACUGGUUUCCAGGAGAAGCUCAGGCACCAAACUGAGAAGACAUGUUGGGGUGAAGAAUCUUGUCUAUCUCCAAGGAUCCUUUGCAGGAAGGGGGAGAUGUUGUCAGAAGUCUUCUUGGUAGGGAGAAUUAGGUACCUCACGGAGUCCUGCUCCAUGCUGGCGGGGGUCCUCGGCGUGGUGGCCGUGCUGUGUGGGAUCCUGAUGGUGCUGUAUCUGUGGAUGAGGUGUGGAAGAUGGGACGCGUGCUCCCCGGCGUCCUGGUUUGCCGGGGGGACACGACGCUCUGCUGGUGUCUCUUAUGAGGAUGAUCAAGUUCAACCUCCAUCCCACGGUGAAAUGGUGAGCAUGGAGAUUCCAGGCUGCCUCCAUCCCUCAGCCAGAUACCACUGGGGCGGCGACCAACCCACCUGCACUAGGACCAAGAGCGCAGGGAUCCUCCUGCUGAUGGCGUGUCUUUGGGGCUUGGCAAACUCAGCUGCUCCACACGCAGUUGAAGUUCGCCUGGUGAACGGCCCCAGCCACUGCGCCGGGCGAGUCGAGGUGCUCUACAACGAGACCUGGGGCACGGUGUGCGAUGACAGCUGGGGUCUGUCCGAGGGCCAGGUGGUCUGCAGGCAGCUGGGCUGCGGGGCGGUGCUCUCCAUCUCCCAAGGGGCUCGCUAUGGAGAAGGCACGGGUCAAAUCUGGCUGGACGAGGUGAACUGCACAGGAGCAGAAGGGGACCUCUCCGAAUGCCACGUCAAGAAAUGGGGAGAGCACAACUGUCACCAUGUGGAAGAUGCCAGCGUUGAGUGUGCAGACUCCGGUAUUUCCGAGCUGGGCCCGCUCCAGCUGCUCAACGGCCCCAACCGCUGUGCUGGGAGAGUGGAGGUGCUGCACAACCACCUGUGGGGCACCGUUUGCGACGACAACUGGGACCUCGCGGACGCGGCGGUGGUGUGCCGGCAGCUGGGCUGCGGGACGGCGCGCGCCGCCGUGAGCGGGGCUCACUUUGGGAGAGGCCACGACAGGAUCUGGUUGGACGAGGUGAACUGCACGGGCACAGAGGCCUCCCUCUUCGAAUGCCGAGCCAGCGCCUGGGGAGACAACAACUGCUACCACGGAGAGGAUGCUGGGGUGAUAUGUUCAGCCUCCGAGAUGUUCGCCAUGGACAACGUUCGCCUAGUCAACGGUUCGAAUCACUGCAACGGAAGGGUGGAGAUCUUCCACAACGACACCUGGUUGCCCGUGUGUGACGACGACUGGGGUUUUGCUGAAGCGCGAGUCGUGUGCAGGCAGCUGGGCUGUGGGGCAGCGCUGGGAACUCCAGGCAGCUCCCAGUUUGGAGAAGGAACCGGAAGAAUGUGGCCGGACACCGUGAAGUGCAUAGGCACAGAAGUUGCCCUCGCCGCGUGCCAGAUGAGACCUCGGGGAAGCAACGGUUGUCAUCAUGGAACACACGCUGGUGUGGUGUGUUCAGUUAACGCCAGGGACAACCGGGUCCGACUGGUGAACCACGCGAGUCGCUGCGCCGGCCGGGUCGAAGUGUUUUAUCAAAACCAGUGGGGAACCGUGUGCGACGACGGCUGGGAUUUACUGGAUGCUGGGGUCGUAUGCAGGCAGCUGGACUGUGGGAUCGCACUCUCAGCCCCAGGAGACGCCCAGUUUGGGCGAGGGACUAACUUGAUUUGGUUGGACGAAAUCAACUGCAUCGGAUUCGAGUCCACCUUGGCCGAGUGCAAGGCGAAACCGUGGGGAGUAAAUAACUGCUACCACGGGGAAGACGCUGGGGUGGUGUGCUCAGACUCUCUUAUUGCAGAGCCCGCUCAACUUCGGCUCACAAACGGCUCAAACCGCUGUGCUGGCAGAGUCGAGGUGCUUCACGACGAGCAGUGGGGAUCCGUGUGCGACCACGGAUGGGACAACCGUGACGCUGAGGUCGUGUGUCGGCAGCUGGGCUGUGGGACGGCGCUGUCCACCUCAGGCGAAGCCUACGCCGGUGCGGAACCUCUCCGCAUCUGGCUGGACAACAUGAGCUGCACCGGGACAGAAACGGCCCUUAAUAAAUGCAGGGCAAGUCCGUGGGGAAAUAGUAGCUGCAGUCACGGAAAAUACGCCACCGUGGUAUGUUCAGGCUCGGCGGUGUCCAGCUUCGCUCCAGUCCGACUGGUCGACGGCCCGGGUCGCUGCGCUGGGAGAGUCGAGGUGUUCCAUAAGGAGCAGUGGGGAACGGUGUGCGACGACAGCUGGGACUUCCUGGACGCGGCGGUGGUGUGCAGGCAGCUCGGCUGCGGCAUGGCGAUAGCGGCUCCCUGGAGGGCUCUCUUUGGUCGGGGGCAGGACCCCAUCUGGCUGGACGAGGUCAACUGCACGGGGACAGAAGCCGCUCUCUCCCAGUGUAAGGCCAAAGACUGGGGAGUCCACGGCUGUGACCAUGGAGAAGACGCCAGCGUGGUGUGCUCAGAUCCACAGACUCCAAGCACGGGUGACCUGCGGCUCGUGAACGGCCCGAAUCGCUGCUCUGGGAGAGUGGAGGUGCUUCACGACCACAAGUGGGGCACUGUGUGUGACGACGGCUGGGAUCUGAACGAUGCCACGGUGGUGUGCCAGCAGCUUGGCUGUGGCGCGGUCAUCUCAGCUCCUGGCCGGGCGUAUUUUGGCCAGGGACAAGACCCUAUUUGGCUGGACAGAGUGGCCUGUGCAGGGACAGAAACUGCCCUCUCGAAAUGCUGGGCAAAGCCAUGGGGACAGCAUAGUUGCACUCAUGCAGAAGACGCCAGCGUGGUGUGCUCAGGUCCUUCAGAUCCAGGCACUACGAACGUGACCACCAUCCGACUGAUGAACGGCCCGCAUCACUGUGCCGGGAGAGUAGAGGUGCUUCACAACCAGAAGUGGGGAACCGUGUGUGACGACGGCUGGGACGUAAGCGACGCCACCGUGGUCUGCCGGCAGCUGGGCUGCGGGAGAGCGCUAUCGGCCUCGAAACAGGCUCUCUUUGGACAAGGCUCUGGCCACAUCUGGCUGGACAGAGUUAGUUGCACUGGGAGCGAAAAUGCCCUCACUGAGUGCUCGGCCAGACCCUGGGGCAUCAACGGCUGCAGUCAUGAAGAAGAUGCUGGUGUUGUGUGCUCAGGCCCAAACACCGCAGUGCAGGCCCAGGUCCGCCUGGUAAAUGGCCCGAACCGCUGUGCCGGGAGAGUGGAGGUGCUUCACAAGGACCAGUGGGGAACCGUGUGUGAUGACGGCUGGAAGCUCAGCGAUGCCAUGGUGGUGUGCAGGCAGCUGGGCUGCGGGACGGCGGACUCGGCCUUCACUGGCGCUCACUUUGGGCAAGGCUCAGGUCCCAUCUGGCUGGACGACGUGACCUGUAUGGGGAAUGAAGGUGCCCUCUCCCAGUGCAGGUCCCGCCCGUGGGGACAGAAUAACUGCAACCAUGGAGAAGACGCUGGCGUGGUGUGCUCAGACGCCAGUUCCACGGCAGAAGUACAAGUUCGCCUGGUGAAGGGCCCGAACCGCUGUGCCGGCCGCGUGGAGGUGCUUCAUAAUGACCGGUGGGGCACUGUGUGUGACGACAACUGGAAUUUAAGGCAAGCCAAGGUGGUGUGUCGGCAGCUGGGCUGCGGCACAGCGGUCUCAACGCCCGCCGAGGCUCACUUUGGGAAAGGGUCGGACCCCAUCUGGCUAGACGGGGUGGAGUGCACAGGCGCCGAGGCCACGCUCGCCGAGUGCCACCUCAACACGUGGGGCGUCCACGACUGCAGCCACGAGGAAGACGCGGGAGUCGUGUGCUUAGACACGUCUCCCUUGCAGCUGCGGCUGCAGGAUGGCCCUGGACGUUGCGCGGGGCGCGUGGAGGUCCUCUACAACGCGACGUGGUAUGGAGUGUGUGACACCAGCUGGAGCUUGCUGGAAGCAGACGUGGUCUGCAGGCAGCUGGGCUGUGGACCAGCACGGUCUGCACCCGUUGGGGACCAGUUUGGUCGGGACAAAGGCCCGGCCUUGCUGGAAGGGCUGAGCUGCGCGGGCACUGAGUCGCUCCUCUUAGAGUGCCAGCAGAGCAAGAUGGGCCCGGCGCCGUGCACGCACGGCUCUGCAGCUGGCGUGGUGUGCACCGACCCGAAAGACUCUCCCAAGUCCUGCUCCGUGCUCAUAGCACUGCUCGUCCUCACCAUGAUGCUCUCCGGGGUGCUGCUGUGGCUGGUCUUGAGGAGAAGGUGUUCUAGAAGAGCAGCCCAAAAUUCAGAUCACGCACGGAUGACGGAGCUGAGCAGUUCGGUGACGCCCUUCUGCUCCAUGGGAGCCAUCUACCACCCUGCAAAGGCCGAGCCCGCCGAGGAUCCCAACAGCGAGACGGCUCAACUGGUGAAGGAGGACGCUGCCCUUUGACACCAGCACGGCCCGAGCGCGGCGCUCCCUGCUCUGCUGGCACCUCGCGUCACCAGGGUCCCCAGCAAGGCCCGUUCCUCAGGCUGCGGGGACCUCUCACUCCUCCCUUUGCCCACCUCUGCAUCGAGCGCGCGUCUCUCGGCUCCCUUUGGGAGCCCCUUCUUACCCCCGAGCAGCUGCAGGCCUGCAAUGUGGAACCAGGUUCUCCAGAGCAUGGAGUCAAAGACGCUGAAAGGCUCCCCAGGAGACUGCAAGAGAGAGCUGAGAAGGGUGGACGUUCAUAGCAGCACCAAAGGUCGCCCUCGAAGCCCUGAGAUAGCUGGUUAAGGCAGGCUUAGCCUCCUGGUGUUUGUUUAAGCCCCGCUGGGACGCUCUGCACAGCUCCAGGAGACUGGAAGAAGCCUCAGGGUUAGGUUGGUGGGUACGAGACCCGGCGGGACAACUUGAACGUGGCGGCAAAG
Messenger RNA from Nothoprocta perdicaria, 6669 nucleotides. RefSeq names its product deleted in malignant brain tumors 1 protein-like. Gene Ontology annotation, cellular component: membrane. Lineage: Eukaryota; Metazoa; Chordata; Aves; Tinamiformes; Tinamidae. The coding region runs from base 29 to 6208 and encodes 2059 amino acids. The transcript is spliced from 21 exons. The record is from RefSeq and is a predicted model, not a curated record.